AUGCAAGAAGAGACUGAAGAAGCCCGCCGAUCCAUGCCAAUCAGUCAAGGGCGCGAUCGAUUCCACCUCCGACAGACCGAUCUACCUGGAUCUGAUCGAGACUUCCGUCCUCUCACGCAGCGGGAAAUUUCUUCUCCCGCAUUCCCCCCUAGUCGAGACCCAGAUGUCGCCGAUGAAGGUCGUUUUUCCAACAGAGGCGACAGCGUUGAUGAGUUGCCGGCAGGUGAGACACCUGAGGAUACCGGCUACUACCCAGAUGACGAUGGCUACAUGCCUGGGGAUAAUGAGUUUGCCGGCCACGUUGAGGCUGAGGAAUCAUCACAGAUGAACCCAGAUCUCCCUUCGCCCAGACAUGCAACGGACAUUCGGCCUCCGCUGAGCCAAGCCCUGGCUACGGAUGAGAUUGCACAAGUCCGUCGUGAGGUAGACAGACUUGGCAAAAAACUCCGUGCCAGCGAGACCGAGAGAGAUCGUCUGAUUGAAGAGGUCAAGACUCAUCAGGCCGAGACAAAUAAGGUCUUCAGGGAGAGGCAUGUCGAGGCCAUUCAUGAGUUGAAGGCGACUUACGAGAAGCAACUCCAAGCCUCUAGGUCUGAGAGUUCUAAGACUAUUGCGGCUUUAAAGUCUGAGCAUGCCGAGGUCAUUGAGGCUUUGAAGGCUGAGUUUGCUUCUUUCAAGUCUGGGCUUGACGAUGGCCUCCAGGCUGUGAGGUCUGAGCAGGCAGGUCUUAUCAAAACCCUCCAGGAGGAGAAUGAGAGACUCAGACAGUCAACCCAGGCUUCCGCUCAAACAGCUGAGCCUACAAAUGUUGAGGAAACGGUUGAUCCUGAGAUAUCUGAGCAGCGUGAGUGCUCUCAAGAUACCGAGUCACUGGCAAGUGUCUUGUCGAGGCGGCCUGAGGGAAUAUCCUUUCCUACGUUAGGUCUACGACCCCCAGUGGUCAGGCUUCCUGCCAGUGGAGACGGGACAUUAGCAGGACGCAGUCGGUUUGCCAGGGAGGGAGGCUUUGGCGACUCAGCUUAUAAGCAAUUUUAG
Molecule: messenger RNA, 1035 nt
Organism: Fusarium proliferatum ET1
Lineage: Eukaryota; Fungi; Ascomycota; Sordariomycetes; Hypocreales; Nectriaceae
Exons: 1
Coding region: 1-1035 (344 amino acids)
Source: RefSeq, a predicted model, not a curated record